Gorilla gorilla gorilla (western lowland gorilla) is the source of this 1867-nucleotide messenger RNA. RefSeq names its product ADP-ribosyltransferase 3 (inactive) (gene ART3). Bases 261 to 1598 code for a protein of 445 amino acids. The transcript is spliced from 16 exons. Gene Ontology annotation, molecular function: NAD+-protein-arginine ADP-ribosyltransferase activity; NAD+ poly-ADP-ribosyltransferase activity. The record is from RefSeq and is a predicted model, not a curated record. Lineage: Eukaryota; Metazoa; Chordata; Mammalia; Primates; Hominidae.
UCCAGAACCUUCGUCAGUGAGGAGGUUAUACCCGGAGGUCUCAACGCUCGCUCGUGCUGCUCGUGUUGCCGCUGGGUACCUUUGCUGCCAGUGCUGAUCCAGCCGGAGGCGAAGAGAAGCACUUUGGGGGCGAAAGAAUCUUCUGAUGGCAUGCUAACAAUUGUAGAUGGCAACUGUGUUGGAAACUAGGGGAUCCCAUCUGAGUUGGUCAAAGUCUGCCAAAAAGAAAAAAGAAAACCAAUAUUUAAGAGAAGAGAAAAAUGAAGACGGGACAUUUUGAAAUAGUCACCAUGCUGCUGGCAACCAUGAUUCUAGUGGACAUUUUCCAGGUGAAGGCUGAAGUGUUAGACAUGGCAGAUAAUGCAUUUGAUGAUGAAUACCUGAAAUGUACGGACAGGAUGGAAAUUAAAUACGUUCCCCAACUGCUAAAGGAGGAAAAAGCAAGCCACCAGCAAUUAGAUACUGUGUGGGAAAAUGCAAAAGCCAAAUGGGCAGCCCGAAAGACUCAAAUCUUUCUCCCUAUGAAUUUUAAGGAUAACCAUGGAAUAGCCCUGAUGGCAUAUAUUUCCGAAGCUCAAGAGCAAACUCCCUUUUACCAUCUGUUCAGUGAAGCUGUGAAGAUGGCUGGCCAAUCUCGAGAAGAUUAUAUCUAUGGCUUCCAGUUCAAAGCUUUCCACUUUUACCUCACAAGAGCCCUGCAGUUGCUGAGAAGACCUUGUGAGACCAGUUCCAAAAAUGUGGUAUAUAGAACAAGCCAGGGCACUUCAUUUACAUUUGGAGGGCUAAACCAAGCCAGGUUUGGCCAUUUUACCUUGGCAUAUUCAGCCAAACCUCAGGCUGCUAAUGACCAGCUCACUGUGUUAUCCAUCUACACAUGCCUUGGAGUUGACAUUGAAAAUUUUCUUGAUAAAGAAAGUGAAAGAAUUACUUUAAUACCUCUGAAUGAGGUUUUUCAAGUGUCACAGGAAGGGGCUGGCAAUAACCUUAUCCUUCAAAGCAUAAACAAGACCUGCAGCCAUUAUGAGUGCGCAUUUCUAGGUGGACUAAAAACCGAAAACUGUAUUGAGAACCUAGAAUAUUUUCAACCCAUCUAUGUCUACAACCCUGGUGAGAAAAACCAGAAGCUUGAAGACCAUAGUGAGAAAAACUGGAAGCUUGAAGACCAUGGUGAGAAAAACCAGAAGCUUGAAGACCAUGGUGUGAAAAUCCUUGAACCCACCCAAAUACCUGGAAUGAAAAUUCCAGAACCUUUUCCACUACCUGGAAUAAAAAUGAUACAACUGAAUGAAAAACCUGAAGAUAAAAGUCAAAGAAAUAUCAACAAUCCUAUGGUGAUCCCAUUUGGAUACUUCCAGUCAACGCUUCCCCGUAGUUCAAACAAAACUGAAACAGUUUAUCCUGUGGAUGGACUCCACUGCUCCUCUCCACUAGUUCAAAUGAAAGGGAAAGAGUUUCUCCAGCAGUCUCCAGGUCCAGUUCCUGUUCCAGGUCCCAAAAGCCAUCCUUCUGCAUCCUCGGGCAAACUGCUGCUUUCACAGUUUGGGAUGGUCAUCAUUUUAAUCAGUGUUUCUGCUAUAAAUCUCUUUGUUGCUCUGUAGUUUGAUGCAUUGUUUAUCUUUCUUAUUCUUUACUUGAAAUAACUAUAGGGAUCCACAGGAGAUCAAAAGGAAUGAUGUAUUUUUUACGUGUUGGCCAAAGUCACUGGAUAAAAUGAGAAUUGUAUAUUUGUUAUUCAUUUUGCAAAUUCGGAAAGUUGGUCCAGAUAUAUGUCACAGAACUUUUCACUUGUAUACUACUCUUACAAUGGAAAAAAAUCCCAAAAACUGUAUACUUCUGAUUAAAUUCAAUAAAAGAUUUUGAUUAGAUA